Lactuca saligna is the source of this 1411-nucleotide messenger RNA. The record is from the annotation of a GenBank genome assembly. Lineage: Eukaryota; Viridiplantae; Streptophyta; Magnoliopsida; Asterales; Asteraceae.
AAGACAUUCCUUUGACUUGUCUAUUAAGUAGAGAAUACGUAGCUAAAAGCUUUCUAAUCAAUUUCAAAAAUGGUUCAACCUCAAUCGAAAUUGGAUGUUGUCAUUGAAUCUCCAACCAGCAAACACCAAGAACACGCAGUUAAGCCAUAUAAUAUUCAGAAUCAAGAAAAAACGCAAAAGAAGCCAUCAGUCAUUGCGAACAUUAAUGCCAGCUAUUUCAGGAUUUGCAUAUCCCUUGCUGGUCAAGCUUUACUUUGGAAAACCCUUAGUGAAGACACAAACAUGGGACCAACCUUUCGUAACUUGUUCUUGAAGUUACCAUCGACUGCUUUUUUCUUGCUUUGGUGUCUUUCCCUAUGCGUGUUGGUGUCUCUCUCUAUCCUAUAUGUUUUGAGGUGCAUUUUCUACUUCAACAUGGUGAAAGCCGAGUUCCAUCACCAUGUAGGAGUAAAUUACCUAUUUGCACCAUGGAUAUCAUGGCUCCUGUUACUUCUAUCAGCUCCAUCAUUCAUUUUACGCCACAAAUACUCUUGUGAGUAUUUAUGGUGGCUGCUUAUCAUUCCAGUGGUAGGUCUUGAUGUAAAGGUAUAUGGGCAAUGGUUUACGACUGAAAAGAGGUUUUUGUCAAUGGUGGCUAAUCCAACAAGUCAACUAUCGGUAAUAGGGAAUUUCAUAGGAGCCCAUGCAGGCAUUAAAAUGGGGUGGAAAGAAAGUGGCACUUUCUUGUUUACAUUGGGACUCACUCAUUAUAUGAUUGUUUUUAUCACCCUUUAUCAGCGUCUGUCUGGCAGUAAUCACAUCCCCUCCAAGCUCAGACCUGUUUUCUUCCUCUUUGUAGCUGCCCCGAGCAUGGCAGCCUUAGCGUGGAAAUCUAUUAAAGGAAGCUUUGAUAUCCAAUGCAAAAUGCUAUUCUUUCUAUCCUUAUUUCUAUUUACAUCUUUGGCUAGCCGGCCGAUGCUUUUCAAGAAAUCAAUGAAAGAGUUCAGUGUGGCAUGGUGGGCUUUCUCCUUCCCUCUCACCUUCCUUGCUCUGGCCGCCACAGCAUACGCACAGCAAGUGAAGAGUCUCACAGCAACUGGAUUAGCAGUAGUCUUAUCAACAAUCUCAGUUCUUGUUUUCCUCAUCCUCUUGGUCUUUUCCACGUUGAAGAUCGACUCCCUACUUCAUAAACCUAUUCUCAAAUUCUCUAACGAUUCAAUAUCCUACAAUCUAAAUUAAUGUCUUUGGUGAAAUAAGCUAGACAUUAAGGGCAUUCUGAAAUAUCACUAUACUUAGUUAGUUAUUAUGCUUGGCUAGUUAUCUCUUAACCAUUUUCAUGAAUCAAUACAACAAUUGAAGAGCAUCAUGUAUGUAUAUGUAUCUACUAUAUCUUGAUGAGUUGUUAUUAUCAAUGUUAUUUAAAUGUAAUGGG